Messenger RNA from Thelazia callipaeda (thelaziosis nematode), 1791 nucleotides. The record is from the annotation of a GenBank genome assembly. Lineage: Eukaryota; Metazoa; Nematoda; Chromadorea; Rhabditida; Thelaziidae.
AUGACCGAAAUCACGUUGAGCAAUGGUAUCCACUGUUUACCUGCUCCACAAAUGUUUGUGGAUCCAGAAAUUCUUGAAGCGUUAGAUGAAGAACAAAAACAGAUACUGUUCAUUAAAAUGCGGGAGGAGCAGGUUAAACGCUGGAAGGCCAAUGAGGAAAAGUAUGAAAGAGAAGGUGAAUACUGUAACCAGAAGUCGCGGGAUAAUAUGCGAAGAAUCAGGUGGUUGAAAGGAGAAGAUGGAAAAGAUUGGGUUUGGGUUAUGGGUGAACAUAAAGAUGAUUUAACUAUUGAAGAAAUAACGGAAAAGCGAGCUCUUGAAGAGGCUCGACAACUUGCUGAAAAAGAAAUGCUGGAAAGCAUGCAUUUGAUGGAACUAACGGAUCAUGAUUCAUCUUUGGUUGGACCAAAUGAAGACGAAGAUACGUUAAAAGAACAAUUAAGUCGUAUAGAGCCAUGGAAAAAUACGAGUAGUAAGAUACAGGCAUGUAUUAACAGUUUCGCACUUCAUGAUCUGCAUGAUUCGAAAGUUUUCGAGUCUCUUUAUGAGAAUGCAGAUUCGUUGUUUGACAAUUCAAAUGGUGAAAUAAAUCCACCAUUUUAUGAUGGUUCAGUCGCAAAAGUGUUUCUUAAAGGUAUUUUGAAGCAUGCUAGAGAAAAUCUUUUGGAGCACAACGUGACUACUGAACAACCAGUUGUAUUUGAUGCAGUAACAGAAUCAGUUACUCUAUCCAAGCCUAAAACUAACGCUGAAUUUUCUGAGAAAAGUUCACUGAAUACAAAUACCCAUGAAGAUGAACUCAAUAAAAGAACACAAGGCUCAUAUCCAAAUCAUCUGUCUAAUAUUCCUGAGUCUUCUCGAUUUGAACAAACUGAUGUGCCGACAGAUAAAAAUCUACAUCUAGUAGAAGAACAAGGCUUGCCAGUAACGAUUGCAAAAUCAGUGUUCUGCAGGGAUCAGCAAAAUUCUCGAACUAUUCCUGUAAAUGUACAGCACAAUCCUAUCCAAGAAAUAAAUGCUAGUUUAGUGAAGUUUCGGUCCAACAGUAGGGAGGGACAUGGCAUAUUAGAUAUCGAUAAUGAAAUCACAAAACGACAGUCUGAAAUUUUUGAAAAAAUCAAAGAAAAACAUCAACAAUUUGAUCGAGAAGCAGAGCAAGAAGCAAAGCGUGUUGAACAAGUUUGGGAGGAACAAGAAAAGAGAGCGCGAGAAGCAGAAGCUCAAAUCCGUCGAAUUGCUCAGCGAGCCAGAGAACAACAUCGUCAACAAAGCUUGCGCACAUCAAGCUCAAUUUUACCAGCUUUGAAAAAUUCAGAGACCACGUCUUUAAAAGAGGCUUUGAAAAGCUUACCUCGCCCUCCAAAACCAAAAUCUCGUGAUGCGAUAAUUAGAUGGUUUAGAGCUAAAGAGUUACCGAAAGGGACAGGUUUUGAUCCAAUUACACACCGUCCAGCUGUUUGGUUUCACGGGAUAAUUUCAAGAAAUGAAGCUGACGAGAUGCUUCAAAAUAAACCUUCGGGUUCAUUCCUUAUUCGUGUCUCAGAACGCAUUUGGGGCUAUACUAUGUCAUACGCUGUUGGUAAUGGUAACAUAAAACAUUUUUUGAUCGAAAAAAUAUCUCAAGGAUAUCAGUUUCUUGGAACAAAUCAAAUAGUGCAUAAACAUCUACAUGAGCUUGUCGCAUUUCAUGAGAUUUCGCCAAUUACUCGCUCAGGAAAUGAGAUAUUGCGUUGGGCUGUAGGACAAGUGGAUCUCAAUGUGCCAGAUUAUGCUACCCUAAUUUCUGAAUAA